AAAAUGUAAUACACAACGAGGCGUGUUAAGAGGAAAAUAGUAAUUUAAUAUUCAUGUAAAUACGAAUACAAACGACUUUAACUGUAAUGGCGGAGACAGCUGAAAGUAAACAACGAGUAUGUUUGGUAGCUAUUGAUGGAAGUAAGCACGCAGAGACAGCUGUGAAAUGGUUCAAAGACAACAUUUACAAGGAAGGGGACCAUGUUUUACUUGUACACGCAAUUGACCACAGACACAGUAUGGCGUAUGGUUCGGUUGCCAUGAUGCCUGGAAAUCCAGAAGCUAUAGCACAACAGUUUAGAGGUGAAGAAAAGAAGGCAGAACACGUUAUGGUACAAUAUAAACAAAAAUGUAUCGAUAUGGGGAUGCCAGCAGAAAUAUUGAAAGCCUAUGGGGAAGCAGGAGAGGCCAUUGUUGGGGUUGCGCAUGACAAGAAAGCUGACUUAAUUGUAUGUGGUUGUAGAGGCCUUGGUACUAUAAGGAGAACAAUAAUGGGAAGUGUUAGUGAUUAUGUUGUUCAUCAUUCUGAUGUACCGGUUUUCGUUUGUCGUCAUGACUGAUUAUUUUCAUUUAUGUCUACAAACAGUCAUUUUGUGAGAUCAUACACAUGCGAGCAUUUGUUGGUGGACCUGAAAUUGAAUGGAAUUUUCUAAUAAUACUUGGCCUAUAUAUUUUAUCUUUCAGAUUAUACAGCGUGUUACAAAAAGGUACGGAUUGUAAUUGAAUUUCGACAGUAUUAUACGGGACACAGAGAAAGGUUUUGAUGUUUUGAUAUUAAUUGUAUAGAAAAAUCUAUUUCUUUCUGAAACAUUAUAAUAUUUAACACUUGGGGUAAAAUAUGACGCUUGUAUAGAUCUAUAUAGUAUAUACUUCGAGGGGAAAAAAAUGAAUAAAAGCAUUUGACAUUUUCAUUACAACAUUCGUAUUUAAAGUACAGGAGCAUUAAUUCGGCAAUGUUGCAGAUUUUUGUGAGAUUUGAAUAUAUUUUACAUGGACAGGCUGAACUUUUAUUUUAAUAUAAAAAAGAAUAUUUAACUGUUUUAUUUGCUGAUGAAAAUUCUUAAUAUAGACACACAUUUGUACAGAAUGCUGUCAAAAUGCCACGAAAAUAAUCUAAAAACUAUUUUUAUCCAAUAUCCUCUAAUGCAAAUAAUGUUUCCUUCAGAAUUGAUGGUGCUAGAUUAAUUUCCGUUUUAAUGAUUUAAUUGAUCUUAAAUAUUCAUUUAAAUAUGUGACAUAAAUAAGGACCAUGCAUUAGUUUUCGAUAGACAUCAUCACAAAUGGGGUUCAGAGUGAAACUCCUGCUGUAAUGCAAGAUAUUGUUAUAUUAUGUUAUUACUAAUACAGUCAUGGGAGGUUUAUACAACAAAAACGAAUUAGUGAGUUAAUAAUUAUUUUACGUCAUUUAAUCGAAAAUUUAAGCAACAUUUGAUUGACUACGCAUAUCGAUUCGCAUGCAAGAAAAUGUGUCAAAAUGAGUUUUGAAGAAAUGACGAUGCUGGAUGCACAAAUUUCUUAAAAUCUGCGAAAUCACCAAUUACUAUAAUAAGCCAUUUAUGUAACAAAAUUGGUUAAGUCAGUUUACAUUUUUUUUAUAGAAUUACAGGAAAGAUAAAACACAUUAUGUGUAAAACAUCAAUAUAGAUAACUAAAACUGAAACAAAUAUGAUGUAAGUACAUGUUCCUUUAAUUUAAGCAGAAAAAUCAAAUUAUAUGCGUCAGAAAUACUACCCCCUAAUCUCCAUGUAAUGAUUACCUGGGCGGAAGGCAGCUGACUUGCCUGACACAUUUCUUCAUGUACUUUCCAUUUUAUUUCGCAAAUAUUCAUCAAUUUCAUUUCUCGACAAAAUGAGGAUAAGAAUACUAGUACUUGGUCACCACGUUUUUCCUGAUUGAGGUCAGUAAUAGCCUCAGCCAUGGUAGCAGUGAUGCAUUUUGUUUGUUCACUGAUUAUUUCUUGGUAUUUCAUUUUAUUAUACGGAUUUUCGAAGGAAAAAUCGGUUAUUGAUUUGGAGAUGUACGGCGGGCGGGCGGGCGGGCGGGCGGGCGGCUGCCAAACAGUGUCCGUUCAGUAACAUGAAAACGCUUUGACGAAAUCUUUUCAAAAUUAGAUAUGUUGUUUCCUGUGACUAAAUGAAGGUCACGUUCAAUUUUUACGAUUUUAGCUGUUCUCGUUGUUGAGUUGUAGACCUUUCAGUAGCAAAAGUGAUACUUAUUAUAUGAUUUAUUUAUUUUGAGUUAUUUCCCUUUGAACAGAAAUGGUGUAUUUAAUAAGUAUAUGGAUAGAUAGUUUAUCAAUGAGUGUAUCUGUUUUAUUCAUACAAUAAUUUCCACCUUUUAUCAAGAUAACAAACAUUUGGUAAUUAUCAACUACCAAAAUUAUAAUUGGAGUGACAGAUUUAUUUGAAAAUUUUGUGUUUCCUAAGUGUUGUUGAUGAUAAGCUCUGUAGGACAGUGUAAAUAUAGUUUGAAAUUUACUGCUCAUUAUUAUAUAUUUUAAAAUUAAUUACAGAUAAGUUCUAUAGAUUAAUAUUAAUUUUUUUUUUUUGGUAAAUGUUUUGAAGAAUUUUGUGGUAGGCUUGUUUGUUAUUCUGUAUAAACUAAUCUUCUGAAUGCUAUAUAUAUAUUUUUUAUGGAGCAAACUCCUUUAAAUACUAAAACUUAUAUUGCUUAUUGAAAAACAUUUUUGAUUUUGAGCCCAGUUUUCAAGUUGGUCCUAAUCGGGGGUCCAAAAUUAAACUGUUUAAUUUCAACAAAAAAUGAAUAUAUGGGGUUCUUUGAAAUGCUGAAUCUAAACUUUUUUUUUACUUGUUUGUUAUAUACUAGUAAUCAUAUGCUGGUGUAAUUUAAAAUAGACCAAUGUUUGGUCUCUACUUCAAUAAGCUUAAUUAUUAAUUACUUGUUGUAGUUCUUUUUGUCAAAUUUUCCAAAACAAUCCUUUUGCACAAUCAUUAAAUAAUGAGCAAUUUAAACUAUUUUCAUCACGGUCUGAAGACAUGUUACUUCAUUGACUUACACAAUACAAAAAAGAUACAGGUAGAUGCGUUAAUUGAACUCUUAUUAUUCGUUGUUUAUAUUGAUUUUAUAUAGUUUCUUUUUAUUUAAGACAAUGUACGAUGAUAUUUUAAUAACCUUACCGGGAAAAAAAUUGUAUCUGUUCAAUAUAUAUAUGAAGUGUGGUUUA
This is a messenger RNA of Mytilus californianus (California mussel), 3184 nucleotides long. RefSeq names its product universal stress protein in QAH/OAS sulfhydrylase 3'region-like. The record is from RefSeq and is a predicted model, not a curated record. The transcript has 4 exons. The coding region runs from base 87 to 560 and encodes 157 amino acids. NCBI's taxonomy places the organism in Eukaryota, Metazoa, Mollusca, Bivalvia, Mytilida, Mytilidae.